AUGCCAUUGAAUUUGCUAAAACACAAAAGCUGGAAUGAGCGCGUCCGACGUGACGAAGAACUGGCUCGAAUCUCUGGGGAACAACAUGCUAAAAGGGAAUCAGAGAACAAACUUCGGAGACUGAGAGGCUUGACGGAAUUGCCGGAUUCCGAGCCGCAGCCAAAGGGCAAGUUUGCAAACUUCUGGGAGCAAGAAGAGAAACGGGAACAUGAUCGUCAGGAACUUUACAAAAAGCACGGGCACGAGCUGGAAAUUAUGAAAGAAAAGCAUGGACUAGGACCUCUUCCUUGGUAUAUGAAACAAAAUUUAGAGACAAGGGAAAAUCAGACUUCACCCAUAAAGAGAUCAGCCCGUGAUGAUCCUAUGUCGCUUGUGGAGUCACUUCUUUCGGGGAAAAGUGAUUUAGAGGGAAAACGAGAAAAAAGAAGGUCAGGAAAGAAAAAGGAAAGGCGUGAAGCAAAACAGGUUUCUCCAAAAGAAAGGGGAUCUUUUUCUCACAAGCAUGGAAUUUCAAAAAAACGACGUCAACGAGAGCAUACUUCAUAG
Molecule: messenger RNA, 546 nt
Organism: Schizosaccharomyces cryophilus OY26
Lineage: Eukaryota; Fungi; Ascomycota; Schizosaccharomycetes; Schizosaccharomycetales; Schizosaccharomycetaceae
Exons: 5
Coding region: 1-546 (181 amino acids)
Source: RefSeq, a predicted model, not a curated record